AUGUGGUUGUUGGUUGCGGUUGAGGUCUUGGUGGUGGUGGACCGGGGCGGAGAAGGGCAAUUGCAACUAUUAAAUUCCUAUCUUGCAGCAAGAACGAAGCAGAGAAGCGAAGGAAAGCAGAAAGAGACGAAGACGGCGGAAGAGAGCAGCAGAGUGGUCUGGGUCCCUGGCGGUGCCGAGCGCCCGCAAGUCGAAAAAGGAAUUCAACACGAGAGAAAGGAUCUCAGGGGUCGACCUGAACUCGGGCUGAAGGAUUGGGGCUGGAUCGCACAUUUAGCCGGAAACGGAGAAUUGUUCGCACGGGCAGUGCUGGGUGAGUGUCUGCGGUCGCGGUCGCACCGUAACUCACAGACGGGACUAACUCCCUCGUGUCCGCGAUCUGGCUCCCAUGAUUGGUGUCCCGGCAACGGAAACAUUCCUGCAGCCGCAGCCAGUGAGGGACGGGGGUCACCGCCCUGA
Molecule: messenger RNA, 459 nt
Organism: Coccidioides immitis RS
Lineage: Eukaryota; Fungi; Ascomycota; Eurotiomycetes; Onygenales; Onygenaceae
Exons: 3
Coding region: 1-459 (152 amino acids)
Source: RefSeq, a predicted model, not a curated record